Symbiodinium pilosum is the source of this 2796-nucleotide messenger RNA. The record is from the annotation of a GenBank genome assembly. Lineage: Eukaryota; Dinophyceae; Suessiales; Symbiodiniaceae.
AUGCAAGCUUCACGGUCUCCAGCUUCCUCACCGUUAAGCGGCACGAAUGACGCUUUGAGCAUUCGGGUGGCAAUUGUUGGAGCCGGCCCUGUUGGGCUCUGGGUGGCUGUUCUCCUGGCCCGCGCACACGCGCGGCUGUUUUCCACAUCCUCUGGCUUUCGCAUUACUCGUCUUCCCGGUGCACCGGAGAUCAACGUCUUUGAACGCCGAGCUGACGACGGUGGUUGGGGAUCACGCCGCAUUGUCCUGGCUAUGUCAAAUGCCUCGCAGGAUUCACUAAACAGCCGCAUUCUGUCCGACAAGGAGCUAAGUGCGCGUCAUUGCUUCGCUCCGACUUGCUCCAUUAACCUGAUCGAGUCUGUUCUGCGUCAGGAGUUCGAGAAGUAUGCUGCCGCUGGCUUUGGUGCCAUUCAUUUGGGCAAGGUCGUCGAGGAUCCCGAGGUGCUCCUGGCCGACCAUGAUGUUGUUUUCGUGGCCACUGGCCGCAGCUGGCCCGGAGAGGGAUGGCGAAGAGGUCAUGGCUUUGAGCUUGCCGUUGGCCAAUCGGAUGAGGCGCUGAUUCUGAAGUUUGUUUUGCAGCCGGCCCCGGAGUUGGGGAAGAUCUUGCAGGAGGUGCGUAGUGCCGUGGGCCGUUUUGAGGCUCCUGGCCUUCCAAUGUACAUCCUGCGGCCAGGAGCAAGCGAGGAGCAGGGUUGGUUGUGGGUCCUGGGACUCCCUGCAGACAUUAUCCGCCACCUUCGUGGAGCCAUCCUCGAGGCGUCGCAGAAGGACUUUGCUGCCUCCCACGCUUCGCAAGGCUUGAAACUGAGCUCCUUCCUUGGGGUUUUGACCAGUGUUCCACCUCGAAAGAGUCGAUCCAAGUUGGUGGCGGGCUUGCGCGCCGCAUUCACAUAUUUGGACAAGCAUCUCAGGCCUUGUGAAGUUGCUCCGCGGAUCACGCUUGCGUCGUACUGGCACUCCAGCGAGGUAGUGCAGCGCGUGCAGCUGGGCAGCCGCACAGGCUGGAUCGUGUUGGUGGGAGAUGCUGCUUGCGGAAAGCCCUUCUAUUUUGGGUCCAAUCUGAAUGGUCAUUUCCAGGAUGCUCUGGCCCUCUUGUCAGCACCGUGGGCUCAUUGGCCACGGCAAGCACAAGGCGAGAGCCUGCAUCCACAGAGGGCGACGGGCCUUUCAAGCGAUAUGCUGCCGAAUAUCGUCGGCGCAUCGCUGAAAGUAAAGGCAGCAGCUUCCACGCAAGUGGCGCUUGCUGAAGAGAGGCAGCGAUCUGAAGCGGAAAAGCGGGAUUUGAAGGCAACCAUCGCCGAGCUGGAAUCCAGACUUCAGCUGCAAGACGAAGAACUGCGACGGCAAGAUGACCGGCAGCAAGAGCUGUCGCAUGACCUGCAUGAGGCUCGGAGAGUGGCCGAAGAGCGCCAACAAGCUGCGGAGAAGGCCUGGCAGCAUAUUGAGCAGGUUAGAAUGUCUGUGGCUGCUGAAGAUGAGGCUGUGGAGCAGGAGGAAGAGGUCACAACUCUGCCUUCCUCUCGCGCCGCAUCCCCAGAAAUGGGGCUCAGACCAGCUUCUGGUCGAUCGCCCACGCAGUCACGGCCCUCUGCAAGCCCAUCCCCUCCUCGAGGAGCUGACGUGACGAGCCUGGAGAUCACCAAGGUUGAAGCUGCUGUGCAAGCUGCACAGCACCCUGCGGGAGAAGUUGUCCUUGGAGCCGUCGAGGACCUUGACGCAUCGCCAAUCGCAUCAGCAAGCCCUCCAGGUGCUGGCACGCUGUCCUCGCCAAGGGCAUGUGGCCAGCCCAGUGUGCCUGAGGAGAAGCGCUCAAAGCUUGGUGGCACUCAAGCACAAGAUGUGCAGAUUCUGCCGCAAGCGGGUUCACCUUCUAUAACAAGUCGCACGCAGGAGGAUGGCCUGUGCAACGACAGGUUGCGGGCCUUGGAGUUGUGCAUGGAGGAAACGCGUCGACAGCUGGAGGUUUGCCUAGAGACGGCUUCGAGAUCCUACCCCUCGAUGGCCAGCCCUGCGAAGGUAGAGGCGACGGAAGAGCCGAUCCCCGCCUACGCAUCUCGUCCAGUGUCACCUGAGCGCCUUGCCUCUCACCCGGCAGAGGAGGCUGCAGCUGGCAGAAGUCGAGCCGCCUCCCCAUCCUUGGCGACCCAAAGUUGGACUGAUGCUCCAGCUACAGAGCUUCCCCACGUGCACCUCCAAGGAUGCCUGCUGCUCCGCUCCCUCUUGGCCACCCAGCUCGACCCGCCGGAGCUGCUGCAGAAGGCUCAAGCCAUGAUGCGGCUCAAGGCUGCUGUGGGCGAGGUCUAUGCUGUGCUGUGUCUUCAGACGAAGGCGAAGUCGUUCCUGGCCCAGUCCAGAGUGGCAGAGCUGGCCCAGCGAAGGAGACCACGGCCACAGUCGGCAAGCUCUGCUCCCUUCCGCCACGUCACAAACGCCUCUGAGGCGCAGAGGCGGCGCAUGACACUCGAGGGUGCAGCACACCGAUCCGGAGGCGAAGAAGCGACGGGGGUAACGGCCAGGAGGCGGUGGACGGCCUGCGCACGACCAGAGAGCGUUCCACCCCUUCCGUUAGAGUUCGUGCAGUUUGGGGAGCGAGUUGUCCGAGAAGUCUCUCUUGGUCAACCUGCCCAGGCUGAGCAAGACGUGCAUGUCACCGACGAGGCGACGCCAUGCAGGAACCCAUGUGGCAGUGCAAUCUCUGCGGCGCGUUCUCUGAUGGUAAAAGAUGGGAAGCCCGCCCGACCGAUGAGCAUCGCGCCUUACGAGCGAGUGCUUCUUGCACAGACCGUGUCAGCCUAG